Molecule: messenger RNA, 3979 nt
Organism: Epinephelus moara (kelp grouper)
Lineage: Eukaryota; Metazoa; Chordata; Actinopteri; Perciformes; Serranidae
Gene: adck5
Product: aarF domain containing kinase 5
Exons: 15
Coding region: 129-1868 (579 amino acids)
Source: RefSeq, a predicted model, not a curated record
GCUAGUAGAUAGCUGCUGAAUAAUUAAGGAGGUGUUACCACCCGUGGUCGACUAAUUUUCUAACAGGAAGGACACUUUGGACAUUAUAUCAUCUCUGUGAGCGGAGCUAUUUUAGUAUCACAUGAAACAUGAAAGGGGAGACCACCCGAGGGUUCAGGUUGUGUCUGCAUCACAUGGCUCUGCUGCGGAGAUACCCUCAUCACAGCUCGUCACUCCAAACAACAAGAUCCUUCAGUUCACUCAGGGAAGGUAAGCGCAGAGGGCUGCUGUGGAAGACACUUGCUGGCAUCUCUGUGGGUGUUCCUGUGGCAGUGGGUGUGCAGUAUGCUGUGUCUGAACCCAGAGACAGGAGGAGGAUGAAGGUUGUGAUCGAGGGAUUUGGUCGCUUCUGCAGAGCUCUCUCUGUGGGAAUCUUUAUCUCUGUGGAUUACUGGUGGACCACCAAUGUGGCUCUUCGUGGCCGAGAUGAGAGCAGUCCAUCCUAUGUGGCUGAGAUGUCAGCCUGCCACCAGAGGGCAGCAGAGUAUAUGGUGGAUGGAGCCGUGAGGAACGGAGGGAUAUACAUCAAACUGGGCCAAGGUCUGUGUUCUUUCAACCACCUCCUGCCCCCCGAGUACAUCCGCACCCUGCAAAUACUGGAGGACAUGGCCUUGAACAGGAGGUACAAAGAGGUGGAUGCUCUCUUCCAAGAAGACUUCAACAAAACCCCAGAGCAGCUUUUUAAAACGUUUGACCAUGAACCUGUAGCUGCUGCCAGCCUGGCCCAGGUUCAUAAGGCAGAGCUGUUUGAUGGGACUCCUGUUGCUGUGAAGGUGCAGUACAUCGACCUCAGGGAUCGGUUUGACGGUGACAUCAGAACAUUGGAGAUCCUACUGGACAUUGUCAAGUUCAUGCAUCCCAGCUUUGGAUUCCGAUGGGUUCUUAAGGACUUGAAGGGCACCUUGGCUCAAGAGCUGGACUUUGAGAACGAGGCCAGGAACUCAGAGAGGUGCGCAGAGGAGCUGAAACACUUCAGUUUUGUCGUUAUACCUAAAGUCUUCUGGGAGCAAACCAGUAAGAGAGUGUUGACAGCAGAGUUUUGCAGCGGCUGCAAAAUCAACAAUGUGGAAGAAAUUAAAAGACAAGGAUUAAGUUUGAAAGAUACUGCAGAUAAACUGAUCCGAACAUUUGCUGAGCAAAUAUUCUACACCGGUUUCAUCCAUGCCGACCCUCAUCCUGGAAAUGUUCUAGUGAGACCAGGUCCUGAUAAGAAGGCAGAGUUGGUCCUUUUGGACCACGGCUUGUACGAAUACCUCAGUCAAAGUGACAGAGUGGCCCUUUGUAAACUGUGGAGGUCCAUAGUCCUGAGAGAUGAAGCAGCAAUGGAGAGGUACUCCAAAGCUCUCGGUGUCAAAGAGUACUUCCUCUUCUGCGAGAUGCUGCUGCAGCGUCCCAUCAACAUGCGGCAGCUGGGUCUGUCCAACAUCCUGAGUCGAGAGGAGACGGCCUACAUGCGUGAAAUGGCCACCGACCGCUUCGAGAGCAUCAUGCAGGUGCUGAAGGCGAUGCCUCGGCCCAUGCUGCUCGUGUUCCGCAACAUCAACACGGUCCGAAGCAUCAACAUUGUCCUGGGAGCGCCGGUGGACCGCUACUGUGUCAUGGCCAAGAGUGCGGUGCGAGGCUGGGGGAAGAUUCAGGCAGAGAGGACAGGCAUGCUGCCCAGGCUCUGGAUCUUCCGCUGGGUGAGGACGACAUGGGAGGGCCUCAAGUUUGAACUGGCUUUGAGAUGGGAAAUUGCGUCGAUGACUGUGACGCGUUCCUUCCUGAGCCUGCUGUCGUACUUUGGUCUUAUAUCUCUGGACGCAGAGAUGUACGAGUACCUGAGGUAGUGCACCGACGCCACACUAUGAAGGAACGUACAAUAAGGACCUAUUCCACGCACAAGUUAAUGCAAUACAGCAGCAAGGAGCCUUUGGUUUCUGUAGCAGCUCCUGAAGUCACUGCUAAUAAUGGUGCUGCUCGGUUUCCACACCAAAUCAUCCUGAACUUCCUCAGAACGGGUGAGAACGUAUUCGACUGCAGGACUGUGAAGCACCAAACCCACUCCAGUGUAAACUGAACCAGAACUCCACAAUCAACAGCCUUCUGUAUGUACUUCAUUAAGUUAUCAGAUAUUUUAAUAUUUACUUCUUGUUUUAGUGUAAUCUUAGGACAGAAAAUUGUUUUGAAUUUUAAAUUUUAGAUAUUUUAAGCUGCGGUUUGUUUUAAGGAAAGUGGCCACAUGUAUCUCUGUCAGACUAUGUUGACGCAGCUGCAGCGUUGUCACACCACACACAAUCAUGUAAAGCUGCAUCCCACUGGAGCGAGAGAAAAUGUUAAAAAAUAUAUAUAUUUUAAGGCAAGACACUCCAGGUGAAACCAGUUUUUUCAUGCAUAUCAAUUUUAAGAUUUUAGGCUACUUCUCUUCCGUAACACGUCUUCCUUCAGAUGAGCGGGAUAAAGUUCAAAAUGCACAUUUAGGUGUAGUUAGGAUUCUGUUCUGGAAGUGCAUGCAAAAAGCGCAUAUUUAAUUUGAUAAUGCGCAUAUUUAAACAUAAAACUUAACCAAAAAUAAUUGUCUUUAUGCAAGUAAUCAGCUGGGGAAGUUUUAUGUUAUCUAUUAGUUAAAUUGUUUACCGUUUACCUGUAGUGUCUUGUUUUUGUCUAAAAACGUACGAAAAUUGACAGUUUGUCAGUUAUUUCUCAGACUCUGAGCCAUAAAUCUCCACCCCAGCAGCACUUAUUUAUUCCUGUCUAUAAUCAGGAGGUUUUCACUGACGGGUUUGUUCAUAUAUCAUACACAGCAUCAUUUAUAGAACAUUGAAAACAUGACAAAAAUGAUUUUCUAGGCUGUUGACAAUAUUUUCUGGUUUAUGGACGGAUAAUAAGAGACACCCUAGAUUCCCUCUGUGAAAACGUUUGCCUCUGUCAGUGAAAUGAAACGCAAAGUUUGAACCUGACUGAACAUUUUGUCAGAUGAUGCCUCAUCGGAAUAUUUAAACAUGAAAUUGCAGUUACAUUUUUAUUUAAAAAAUAAGUGUCUUACUGUAAGUGAUCAACUGGGGAAGUUUUAUGUUACCCUAUGUAUCUGGGGUGUCUCCCCUCGCGUCCUGAUAUAUGCAGCACUUGAAGAGUAAAAAACAGCAGCUUGUUAAAGGUCCAGUGUGUAUGAUUUAAGUGGCUAUAUUGGCAAAAAUGGAACUUAAUAUUAUAAUUAUGUUUUCUUUAGUGUCUUUAGAGUUUGCCAUGUUUCUACAGUCGACCAGAACGGACAUACCAAACACUGACUCUAGAUGGGGCAAUUCACAUUUUCAUAUCAGCCACCGUAGUGAGUAGCCCUGCUGGGACGAGUCAAACAGCAUCGGAAAAGCACAGAAUUUUAACCUGAAACUGUCUUCUGUGUUUUUAUGGAUUUAAAUCACUGGGUCUCUGCAGGUAAAUCAGCUCCUGGUAAAAACCUCCUGAACGUCUGGAUCUUAAGUCAUCAGAGAAGAAAGACGAGCACACAGUAGCAGGUGUUGGGCUAGCGCUAGCAGCGACUGAUUUUAAACAUGAAGCUGCUUUAUUCAGUGUUUUUAUCAGUUAUAAUCACCUGAUGUGUUUGUUUUGGAGAGGAGGAGACCUCAGCAGAUAAUUUGGCUCCCAGUAAAAACCUCCUGAACAAUGAACACUGAAGAAUUCUAACCAGGAGCUCACGCUUGUCACAUGGGAGACGUUUCAGCUGGUUGCAGUCUGCAGUCCUCACUGCUAGAUGCCACUAAAUCCUACACACUGCUCCUUCUGUGUUGGAUUAACCCUUUGUGUUUGGUGUUACAUGAAUGGAAGUUAUGCUGUCUGUGUUUUGGUCCCUCCUGACUUCAGUUCAACAAUGAGUCCACUCAGGCCAAACGAACAGCCCAGUGUCACCUAACCAAAUGUUUUUAAAUUAUUUUAAUAAUGUUAAUAAAAUGUUCUACCUCCU